CCAUUUUGUUAAUUUUGAAGAAACAGUUAGCUGAGAAAGAGUUAACUCCCAUGUUAACUCUCAUACCUACUUCUUCCAACCAAACUCACUCAUCAGUCAUCACUCCUCCAAUGGACGAACAUAAGGCACAAUACUCUCUGUCUUUCUCUCUCUCCCAAACCAUUUCCUGAGUUUUUUCCUCAGCUACUUCAACAACUAAUCCCUCUUUUUAAACUUCGUUAAACCCCCUAAAAUGGGACCAUUUGUUAGUUUUGAAUCAAUAAUGUAUAGAUCUCAAGUUAGUAUCAUCCCUUCACUUACUACACUAAUCAGUCGCUUUAGAUAGUGAUUGCUUCUUUCUUCCAUUUUGUAUUAAUACUCUCAUAUUCGUCCAAUUCAAAUUUCACUCUCCAAUGCUGUCUAAUGCUCUCAUGCUGCCUCGACGAAACGAGGAAGGGAAAUCAUUGCCAAAAAUAACCCAAUAAUAGUCAAAACUUUCUAGCUUAUAUAAGUCAUACAACCCAUUCUUCAAUUCCAUUUCAAAGAAAUAAAAAUGGCAUUGAUUUUUGUGAUCUUGUCAAUGAUUUUGAGUUCCUCAAUGGCGCAAAAUAAUGAUGCUAAAGCAUUGUUAGAUUUGAAAGCUGAAAUUGAUCCAUUAGAUAACCUUCAAUGGAAGCAGGGUUCCGACCCCUGCACAUGGGAAGGAGUCAGGGAAUGCAAGAGAGGUCGAGUUUCGAAGCUCGUAGUGGAAAACACCGCCCUCAGCGGCACCAUUGGCGGCGCUACACUCUCUCUCCUCACUGAACUCCGUGUCCUCAGUCUAAAAUCAAACAACUUAACCGGCAGAAUCCCCGAUUUGUCAGAACUUGUAAAUCUCAAAGUGAUCUACCUCAAUCUCAACCAAUUCACGGGACCAUUCCCGGAGUCUCUUACCUCGCUCCACCGCCUCAAGAUCAUUGUAUUGUCAGAUAAUAAACUCUCCGGUGCGAUCCCCGCCUCAAUAACACAGUUACCGAGGUUGUAUAUGAUGUAUUUGGAAAACAACAUGUUCAGCGGUGAAGUUCCAUCACUGAACCAAACAACACUCAGAUUCUUCAAUGUAUCGAAUAAUCAUCUUGUGGGGUUAAUCCCCAAUACGACAGCGUUGUCACAGUUCAACAAAUCAUCUUUUCUGAACAACCUAAACCUCUGUGGCGCACAGAUUGAUAAUACAGAGUGUAACCCUCUUUCGCCGGCAUUAAGCCCGGCAAUGUCGAUUCUCCCACCGAAGCGGCGACACCGUCACGGUCUAUCUACCCAGGCUAAGAUCAUCAUCGGAGCAAUCUGCGGCGGAAUAGCCAUCUUACUCCUCUCCCUCGGACUAAUCAUCUUCUUGCGCACAAGGCGGCGGCGGAGGGGAGUUCAAACAGAUAAGAAAGAACCGCCGACUGAAGAACGAGGGGUAUCGGCAGCGAUGGCGACAACAGAGAGGGAAAAAGGGGAACCAUCUGGUGGUGGUGGUGGUGGUGGUGGUGGUGGUGGAGAGAGAAAAGGAGGGUUUUCAUGGGAGGGGGAUAAGUUAGGGAAGCUAGUGUUUUUAGGUGAAGUGAUGAAUUACAAUUUGGAAGAUUUGUUGAAAGCGUCGGCAGAGACGUUAGGGAGGGGUACAAUUGGAAGUACAUAUAAAGCAGUGAUGGAAUCAGGUUACAUUGUGACGGUAAAAAGAUUGAAAGAUUCAAGGUACCCUAAAUUGGAGGAAUUUAGGACACAAUUAGAGGUUUUGGGGAAAUUAAAUCAUCCAAAUAUUGUGCCAUUAAGAGCUUAUUUUCAGGCUAAGGAAGAACGUUUGUUGGUUUUUGAUUAUUUUCCCAACGGCAGUCUCUUCUCCCUUGUCCACGGCAAUAGACCUUCAGGAGGUGGAAAACCACUACAUUGGACAUCUUGUCUUAAAAUAGCAGAAGACUUGGCAACUGGGCUUGUUUACAUUCAUGAAAACUGUGAACUAAUCCACGGGAACUUGAAAUCAUCAAAUGUCCUUCUUGGAUCAGAUUUUGAGUCUUGUCUGACGGAUUAUGGACUUCAAACAUUCAGAAAUCCAGAAUCCAAUGAAGAACCUAGUGCCGCAUCCCUUUUCUAUAGAGCACCUGAAUGCAGAGACAAUAGAAGAUUACCAACAAAAGAAGCUGAUGUUUACAGUUUUGGGGUCCUAUUACUAGAACUAAUGACGGGUAAAACACCAUUUCAAGACCUUGUUCAACAACAUGGGGCUGACAUUCCAAAAUGGGUAAGGUCUGUGAGAGAAGAGGAGACUGAAUCUGGUGAAGGAAGUUCUGGAAAUGAGACCUCUGAAGAGAAACUUAGUGCUCUUUUGAAUAUUGCAAUGACUUGUGUUGCUAUUACUCCAGACAAUCGGCCUGAUAUGAAACAGGUAUUGAAGAUGAUAAGAGAAACUAGGGUAGAAGCACAUGUAUCAUCCAAUAAUAGCAGUGAUCAUUCACCUGGAAGAUGGUCUGAUACUGUUCAGAGCUUGCCGAGGGAAGAGAAUCUAAGCAUUUGAGGAUAUCUCAUCUCAUCUCAUCUCAUCUCAUCUCAUCUAAUCUCAUCAGUUUUGUUUCUUCUUUUAUGAUUUCAUUACUUUUUCAACUCAUACUAAGAUUUCUAUUCUUCAAUUAGCUAGGUAUGCUAGAGUUUUCUAUGUAAAGCUUCCUUUUGGGUUUUUUCUAGGUAAAUUAUCUUUGUUUAUCCCCUUUUUACCGUUGCUACCCAAGUGGUGAUGCUGAUUAAUUGAUGCUAUAUUUGGUUUACCCCCAUUUCCAAAUGAAGCAUUACAUUUUUCUGAGA
This is a messenger RNA of Spinacia oleracea (spinach), 2799 nucleotides long. RefSeq names its product inactive leucine-rich repeat receptor-like serine/threonine-protein kinase At1g60630. The transcript has 2 exons. NCBI's taxonomy places the organism in Eukaryota, Viridiplantae, Streptophyta, Magnoliopsida, Caryophyllales, Amaranthaceae. Gene Ontology annotation, molecular function: protein kinase activity; protein binding; ATP binding. Gene Ontology annotation, biological process: protein phosphorylation. The record is from RefSeq and is a predicted model, not a curated record. The coding region runs from base 533 to 2515 and encodes 660 amino acids.